AUGUCCGUCCCAUGCAAUCCUGAUGCCAUGAACUGUCUUUUCCUCGCAAUCAAUCACUUGCUUGUUUGCUGCUUUUUCAAGAUGUCGCAUGUUUCUGAUCUCCGCCCAAUGCCUGGUCCCGAUUCUGCCUUCAUAUCGAAACCGACCAAGUUUGAAGGCAUCAAGGUUGAGGCGCCAAAGGUGUCGCACUCUGGCAAAGUCGACAUGACAGAAGAUGACGGUGACAUUUGGCUCAAGGGAGCUUGCAUCGCGCAAGUGAAGUGA
Molecule: messenger RNA, 264 nt
Organism: Guillardia theta CCMP2712
Lineage: Eukaryota; Cryptophyceae; Pyrenomonadales; Geminigeraceae
Exons: 3
Coding region: 1-264 (87 amino acids)
Source: RefSeq, a predicted model, not a curated record